CGUCGUGCCUCGCUAAGCGAAUCAGGCGCCCGAGGUGGGCGAGCGAAGCCCUUCCCUCUCCCCCGCCCCCUGAGUCCCGGCUCGGCUAUAAAGAGACGGCCUCGCGACGGAGAGGCAUCCCAAGUGCUAUUUCUCAGCCUAGUAGUAACAAACGAAGGGAGCUGCUGGGCGCCCGCUGAAAGAGGAAGCUCAAACGCAGGAGUAUGCAGAGUGCAAUGUUCCUGGCUCUCCAGCACAAUCAGAUGGAAAGGAGCGACAGCAACUGCCAGAGCCACGAGGAGAAAAAAGGGAAAAUGAAGAAAACGCUCAUAAAAGAUUGGAAAUCAAGAUUGAGUUACUUCCUGCAAAACUCAUCUGGUUCUCCUAAAGCAAAAGAUAACAAGAAAGGACAGCAGAAAGCUAGCAUCAGACCUUCUCCUGAGGAGGCUCAGCUGUGGUCAGAAGCUUUUGACGAACUCUUGGCUAACAAAUAUGGUCUCGCAGCCUUCAGGGCAUUUCUGAAAUCUGAGUUUUGUGAAGAGAACAUUGACUUCUGGCUGGCUUGUGAGGAUUACAAGAAAACCAAGUCCCCACAGAAGCUGACCUCCAAGGCCAAGAAGAUAUACAGUGACUUUAUAGAAAAGGAAGCUCCCAAAGAGAUUAACAUAGACUUCCAAACCAAGAAUUCCAUUGCCCAGAACUUGCAAGAGGCUACUCACACCUGUUUCAAUGCAGCCCAGAAGAGGGUGUACAGCUUGAUGGAGAAUAACGCCUACCCACGGUUCCUGGAAUCCGAAUUCUAUCAGGAAUUGUGUAAAAAGCCACAAAUCAGCAGGGAACCUCAAGGGACAUGAACUCUGAAGUUCUGGCAGAUAGGAGAACAGUGACAAAGAGAAUGCCACUUCAUCCACAGAGGAAGGAGGACCUGUGUACAGGCUCCAUGGACUCGGAACUGAACAUACAGGGGAUCUGCCCCAGUAUCACUUUUGUUUUCAAAUGGACUGAUUGCAGGGGUUUUUUAUACAGAUUGGUGAUAAUGAAAUGUGUAUGAGGAAAAGCAAGCAAAACUGCUGGCCAGUUGCUAGGGAACUUUUGUUUUCUGUACAAAAAAAGUGAUGCAUUGGGAAAGGAAUGUCUUGCGCACUACUGAGUUGCCACGGGUCCUCCAACUCUAUAUGUCAGCCUGGAUGUCCUGGCGCUCCAUGCCAGAUCAGAUCCAGCCUCCUUACAAAAAAAGUCAUUAAGGUCUGUUACUGCUUUGCACUCCCAUACUGGGACUUUGGAAACUGCUUUGAAUAAUUAGCUGCCCCUCAUUUUCCCAAGGCUCUGGGCAGCACUUGUCUUCAUGUCUCUCUAGCUUUCUUUAUGUAGAAUCUGUUCUCUGCAGUUCACUCAGCUGUGCACAGAUUUAGCCCAUUUCUGUAUGACAUAAAUUCAAGUGUUGUGUAGUUUAAUACAGAGAGAGAUAAGGAGGAAAGACUGAAUGAAAAGCAGAGCUUGCUGAUAUAACUAGUUUGGGUCAAACUGCCCGUGCAAAGUGGAGAAAAAGUCCAGCCCAGACUUCAAAAUGACAUUCUUUAUAGUGUAUGUGUUUUCUUGACUCUGGUUGUGUUGUACACUCCUACUGAUGCUGAACAUACUGACAAGGCAAACUUCAGGGAAGUUGUCUUUUUUUUUCAAAAUGCCAGAUCUGUUUUAAUAAAUUUUUAUUUUAAUAUAA
This is a messenger RNA of Heteronotia binoei (common prickly gecko), 1699 nucleotides long. RefSeq names its product regulator of G protein signaling 2 (gene RGS2). NCBI's taxonomy places the organism in Eukaryota, Metazoa, Chordata, Lepidosauria, Squamata, Gekkonidae. The transcript has 5 exons. The coding region runs from base 204 to 833 and encodes 209 amino acids. The record is from RefSeq and is a predicted model, not a curated record.